Molecule: messenger RNA, 692 nt
Organism: Nilaparvata lugens (brown planthopper)
Lineage: Eukaryota; Metazoa; Arthropoda; Insecta; Hemiptera; Delphacidae
Exons: 7
Coding region: 144-506 (120 amino acids)
Source: RefSeq, a predicted model, not a curated record
UUUCAAUGCUUCGAAAGGCAAUAAAAACCGACGUUUCUGAUGAAGAUUUUCAGUAUUGGAAAUUCAUUACCUGUAUCCUUUGCUGUAGGGCGCAUUUCACAUUUAAUUAGUAUUCAUUAGUUCUACUUUCGAGGGCUCCAAAAAUGAUGAUGCAAAAGAAUCACCUGAUUUGCAUUGCUGUUAGCUUCUUCCUAUCAAGUGCUUCUGCUACACAUCACCCAGCCCCUGUUGCAGUGAAAGGCUGGACAGUGGUUUUCAAACUGUUUGACCCUAACAUGCAUAAAUAUUUAGAAGAAAGACAUAUAGACAAUUUCUUUAAAAAAAAUGACAAUGCCGAAUUUUUCAAUGACAUCACCAAGGAAGAGAUGUACGCACUGAUAAACACCAAAACGAAAAAACUCACCUAUGAAAAGUUCAUCAGAACCAUGAAAGACAGGGAAAUGACCACUUUGCAAGCUCUACAAAAAGCCUUUCCUGGAAAACUAGUGUUCUGGGAAAAGAUGUGAACAAGCGGUUCAAUUUUUACUUAUUAUUCAGUUUUCCUAGAAAAGAAAAUAACACACUAGAAGAUGCUGUUGAAAAGAUCGAUCACCUCUUGAUAGAUCAUUAUUAUGAAACUGGGAUUAUCGCUUUGACUAAAGCAGGACAAAUACCGGUAUAACUCCAUCUUCAAGCUUUUCAUUCAUGUAAAA